AUGGCUCCCACGUCCCAUGGCAGGGCAGGACCUCAUGGUCGCGAGAGCUUCACAAACGGCUCCCUAGACAGCAACAAUGCGCCCCCACCUUCAACCUUGGCUGCCCAGCUGGUCGGCAAUAUCUCGACCUCCGCACGGUCUUCGCGCCCAGAUGAGACAGCCGAGCUGAAGAAGUUCUUCACCAUCAUCGAAAAGGUCAAAGACCAACCCGACCUUCUUGCUUCACCGGAAGAGCGCAUCAACCACAACCACAUGCUGAUCUAUGUCUAUGCCCGUGUCGUUCUUGAAGGCCUCAGGUGGGAUGAUCCUUUUGCCGACAGAGCUCAGCUGAGCGCAGAUGCAUUGAGGGCUCUCAGCUUCCUCAAGGUCACGAUCAAGGAAACCCCAGAGGUGCUUCUUGCUACUUCUGAACCAGGCUCUUUCCUUUUCCGGGGCAAUGAGCCUCUCUGGAUAUGGAUAUUCCCCAAGAUCCUCAAACUACUCGGGGCUGGCCCCUGUGCUGACUUGACAGCACGUAUUGAGAUCUUCUUCCAGGAAUUGUACUUGAUUUCGUGUCAGGUGGGCCUGUUGUGGUCUUUCAUACCGCAAUUCCUCGCAUACCUCAGACUCAACUUCAACGCCACAAUAAGCUACUUGACAGCCCUGAAAGUACCACUCACCAGUCGAGAUGUUGCGCUUCAGUUGCGAUUACCUCAAGACUCUUUCCUCGAGACAACAGUGGCAGCCGAUAUACAGCUCCUCCAACAGCAGUGUACCUAUACCAUACCUUUAGCCUCGCACGCUAUUCACCAUGCUUUGGGCCUAUUGUCCGUACUAUCGAUCCCUUUGCGUGUCUGGCAUCCGGGUUAUGGCAUGGUGUCACCCUUUCUGGAGCUUACCCCAUGGCUCCUAGAUGCUUACAUGAUUUUGCAUGAGACGCAGCAUCGAUGGCAGAAUAUCUUUCCCGGCUGCUCAUCGCGACUUAUGGAGCAUAUCGUUCACCUUCUAGGGAGAUUCCGAGAGGUUGGUAACGUUGAUGUCUCACUCAAAGAAAAGGCAUACACACUGCUAGUGUACCUGUGCGUGGAGGCAUUAGUCAGUGAGCCGGCAGUUCAUGUCGCUGAAGAUAACACUGGCUCAAGCCAGAGAUUUUUCUGUCUAGCGCUCGUCAAAUUGGCCGAGGGAUGCCUCUCCUUCAACACUGUCUCUCGACUAGUGAAGUCACAGCUAUUACUGGCCGUGGAAAAGUCGAACAUUCACGAUGACACAUCCGUAGUGGGUACAGAUAUACAGAAAUGCUUCGAACUUCUCCGGCAAGUAGCAUCUCAUCCCCUACCUGGGUCGAUAGAAAGUGUGGUGCAGUUAGAUCAGUAUCACGAUGAGGAGCUUCGUCAUGCUGUCAAGGCUCUACACAUCGAAACCAUCGAUGACUUUGGAAUGGAGCGACAGCCGAAACGUAGAAAAGUCAGUCAACCACGGACGAUGCCGGACGUAGUCAACCAUCUGUGGCGGCUUCUAGGAACAGAGCCCAAGAACAAUCUUACGGGACUCAAGGAUGCCAUGCGCUCCGGCUUCUCGCAUCUUGCCGAGCCUGAAACAUCUCUGGUCAUUCAAUACCUGGGACACGUGUGCUGCGCAGCCGACGAUACACUAUCCAUGACCGCCGAUGACGAUGACGAGUUUCCUACAUUCGACUGUCCCAGUUGUAGGACCUCGCCCAGUAGACACGAACCAUCGCUCUGCCUUGACGCAGCCGCGAAGAAGUCGGCCAUAGAAGCCUUUACCUACCUGUUACUGCUCCCGAGUUUCAUGGAGUCACGGAAGCCCCGUGUAACUGCGAUGGUCACGCUGAGGCGUAUGGCAAAACAUUGUGCUAAUGCCGACUUUCUCGACACCGAGGUCUCCGCCGCUGCUCAAUGGUGCUUGUCGUCUCUUCAAAGCUCUGUCAGGGAGUUACGCAUCGCUGCUGGGCGUACUCUCCCCAUUUUCCUUGCUCAGUUCAGCCCUCCAGGAACCGCAUCCGAUGUUAUUCAAAGAAAUAGGGUGAAUGCGGUGGCCAUACUACGCUCUCUCUCUGAGCAGAGCCAGCCUCACCUCACAGAAACAUGUAUUAUGGCGUGGUCUCACGUUGCGAGGGUCGUAUCUGAUGACCAGUUGGAGGUCGUCUUGGUCAAGCUUGUGGAAUAUCUGGGGCACAAGAGCAUCAUCGCUUCUGCUGCUGCGUUCUCCGAGAUUGUCAAGCUUGCUCGUUCUCGCUCCUUGACUCCUAGGCAGCUCCUGGGCCCGUUCUGGAGAUAUCUCGCAUUCUCUGCGACCAAAGACAUGUUACAUGAGCCCAAAUUGACACGACUGUUAGCUGAAAUGCUGGACAUGACCGUUCCACAGUUGCUCGUCUACAUUCAACCGCAUGCGCUUCCUUGGCUUGUGCUGAUGAAGAAGCGAGAUGUGAUUGAAAAGAUCGCCGAGGUUCGCAACGAAACUGAAUCGUGGCAGCCAUGUCUUGAUAUCGCCAAUCUGGGCCGUAUACUGGCUCUCUUGCUGGUGCAAGAUUCUCCAGAUAUACAACAGCAUGCAAUGUCCUUGAUGAGACAUGUUUCUCCGCAUUUUGAUGGCUUUGAGCUGGUUGAACUGCUUCGAAUCGAACCAUUAGCCACUGCCCUGGAGCUACUGAAAGCCGCGGGCGAUGUAGACGAAGCUCGUAAGCCUCAUGUAGGUUUCAAGAAGUGUACCAUUCGCAACGCUUUGUACCUCAUGGCAAGCAUGAUUAUAACAGCCAGCGGCGAGCCGAAGCAGAAGAAACAGCAUGCGGCUGGUGUGUUUCUGCAACAGCAUGCUUUGGGGUUAAUGGCACAGCUGACUGAAGUCAUCAAUGACACGUCCUUGGCUCGUUCCCCAAUCCAGGAACGGAGACGCUGCAUCAAAGCGAUGGAAGAGAUGGUCAGGAUGGGAAGGCACUACGUCUAUAUUGCUCGUCCACAAAUAUCAGCUUGCAUACUCGCGGCCAUUUCGCAUGAUGAACUUCGCAGCGCGGCUUUCUCAUGUUGGGCCGCUAUGCUUUUUUAUAUCGAAGAAGAGGAUGCCAAAGUCCCGGUUGAGACAACUUUCUACCUCAUCAGUCACUACUGGGCCAAGUUCGAUGAUGCUACGCAACAGCUAUCGCGGGAUUUGCUCCAGUUCUUGCUAGACAAACAACGCGACAUUAUCCAGCUCUUCAUCAGCAAGCUACCGUCCUUCAGUCAUAUUCAAAGUCUGGCCGAUUUUGAGGCGCAGCUAAGCCAGCUCCGGUCGCCGGUUGAUAGUCGCACGGCGUUCACCCUGCUAGCUGAGAGGAUAUGCCACGACAAUGCUGGUGUGGUACUGCAAGCGCUACGAGAACUCGUCUCGUACUUGCAAAGACAGCAAGAUUACUUACAAGCGUCUGCAGUUAGCGAGCAACCUGACUCGGUUGUUCCUACGCUCGCCCGGGCACUUUUGGACUGCGCGGCGAAGUACAAUGGGUUCCACGGCGACAUCAGCGACUUGUGCACCCAAUGCAUUGGCUUGGUGGGCUGCUUGGAUCCAAACCGUGUAGAAGCUGUCCGAGCCGAGAAGCAUUUCGUUAUCAAGAACAACUUCGAAGAUUCCGGCGAAACAACAGAGUUUGUGCUGUUCCUGCUGGAGCAUGUACUGGUCAAGUCGUUUGUUUCCGCAACUGACACUAAACUUCAGGGGUUUCUGUCGUAUGCCAUGCAAGAACUCCUUGAAAGAUGUGAUAUCACAGUGGCUGUCACACUGGGGGGUUUGCGGGAAGCUGGCCCCAUCUAUCGGAAGUUCGUGUCGUUACCUGACAGCACCCGAGAGGUUCUUGCGCCUUUCAUAAAUUCAAAAUACCGAAUCGCUCCUAUGGCCCAUCAACAAGUCGAGUACCCCAUCUUCCGACCGGGGAAGGCAUACGGCAAUUGGAUGCGAAACCUGACGCUCGACUGUCUCCGCAGACCGCAGGUUCCGUUUGCUGAACUCAUCUUCGAACCCCUAGGCCGAUUGAUUCGAGUCAAGGACUUAACAAUCGCAGAGUUUCUCUUCCCGUACAUUCUCCUUCACGUUAUUGUUGGCGAAGUAAUAUCGGAACAGGACCGCGCAAAAGUGCUCUGCGAGCUACUCAACGUACUCCAGUAUGAGCUGCCAAGCAAUGCCACAUACACUGAAAGAGAAGACAAGAAGCUGUAUUGUGAGGCUAUUUUUCGGUUUCUAGACUAUGCCAUGCGGUGGGUGCAACUGAAACGAGGUCAACCCAACGCCAGCCCUCGAGAUGUCGCUGCGGUGAAGAAGGUAUCAGAUAUUUUGGACUCGUUCCCCCCUGAGUUGGUAUCAGAACGCGCAGUGGACUGCCAGUCAUACUCUCGAGCGCUAUUUCAUCUAGAACAACACAUUCGCCAAGUAGACGAAGACAAGACCGGCCUUGAUGAUAGAGAGCGUCUAUUGCAAAGACUUCAAGACAUAUACACGCAGAUUGACGAACCUGACGGUCUCGAGGGCAUAUCAGCACACCUGCACGUGCUCGACAUAAACCAGCAAGUUCUCAGUCAUCGAAAGGCCGGGCGGUGGGCAGCUGCUCAGACCUGGUAUGAGAUCAAACUGGCCGAGGAUCCCGACAAUGUCGAUGUCCAGAUUGACCUCCUGACAUGUCUCAAAGAGUCUGGUCAGCACGACGUACUUCUCAACUAUGUCGAAGGCAUUGAAAAGCACACCGCUGUCGCGACCAUAAAUCGGAUAGUACCGUUCGCUGUGGAGGCUGCCUGGGCGACUGGCAGAUGGCAGACCAUGGAAAAAUUUACCGGCAAGUAUCAAGGGGAUUACACCGAGAAUUUCAACGUGACGAUUGCCAAGUCCCUCCUGUAUCUCCAGAAACGCAUGACAACAAGAUUCAUGCAAGAGAUGAAGAUCAUGAGGGACAGAGUUGGCUCUUCUAUGACGCAUUCGGCGACUGCAUCACUACAAGCCUGCCACGAGCCAAUGUUGAGAUCUCAUGUCUUGACUGACCUUGAACUAGUCGCCGGUAUGAACAGCGACGGGACUCAACACCCUCAGGAGGUACUCAAAUCUCUGACCAGGCGGCUCGAAGUGAUGGGAUCUUACGUCAACGAUAAGCAAUACGUACUAGGCAUCCGUCGAGCGGCCAUGGAGUUGAUGCGACCGCGUUUUGGUGACAUGGACAUCUCGGCUCUCUGGCUGUCAAGCGCGCGGCUCGCUCGGAAGGCCAAUGCCAUGCAUCAGUCCUUCAAUGCCGUUCUUCAUGCCUCACAGCUCGGUGAUGAUUCAGCGACCAUAGAGAAUGCCCGUCUACUCUGGAAAGAGGGACACAACCGGAAGGCGAUACAGACCCUUCAGGGUGCGAUUGCGAGCAAAAUCUUCGUCAACCGAAGUUUCAGUGACAAUGACUUGUCCGAGAGGAACAUUGGAUCACAGCAGAAUUUGCUGACCGCCCGUGCGCAAUUACUGCUCGCAAAAUGGCUGGACAACGCGGGCCAAACACAUGCCAUGGCUUUGAGAGAACAGUACAGACAGGUCCCCACAAACCACGGCACAUGGGAGAAAGGGCACUACUACCUCGGGCGACAUCACAAGAAGGUGCUCGAGUCCGAAAGAACGCUGAAGCCAGAUGAUCAGAGCGAUGAGUAUCUCACCGGUGAGACGGCCAAGCUCGUGGUCGAAAACUACCUCAGAUCUCUGAAUUAUGGUACCAAGUACCUAUAUCAAACACUGCCUCGCAUUCUUACCCUUUGGCUUGAGCUUGGAGCCCAGAUUGACAAGGCGCCGGAAGGCAAAGUUUCUCUUUCUCGAGAACUUCAUCACCGCCGGAAGACGCAGCUCGGGUUGCUUCAUAAAUAUCUCCACAAACACGUGCAGCGACUGCCUGCAUACAUAUUCUAUACCACACUUCCCCAACUAGUCGCGCGUAUUGCCCAUCCGAACGCCGAGGUAUUAGUCCUGUUGGAGGAAAUGAUUAUUAGGGUCGUGGAGGCGCACCCCAGACAAUCUAUCUGGAGCUUGUUCGGAAUCAUGACUUCCAGGCAGGCUACGUCCGAGCGUAGAGCACGAGGGCAACAGAUUUUGUUGAAACUCAGGGAACGGGCUAAAAAGACGGACGGCAGCACCUGGGAUAUCAACACGUUGCUCCGGAUGGGCGAGAAACUGGCAACCCAACUCCUCCUGGCCUGUAACAACGGAGAUUUCCAGAGCAAUCGAACGACAGUCGCGAGCAUCACCCGAGAUCUAAACUUCAACCACAAGUGUACGCCUUGUCCACUUGUAGUCCCGAUCGAGGCCUGCCUUACCGCAACCCUACCCACCUUGACCGACAAUCUGAGAAAGCACAAGGCCUUCUCCCGCGAUGUCAUUCAGAUCCACUCAUUUUUGGAUGAGGUCCUGGUCCUUGGCUCGUUGGCGAAGCCUCGAAGACUCACAGCUCGCGGCACGAACGGGGUCAACUACAUGCUUCUGAUCAAGCCAAAGGACGACCUACGGACGGACCAGCGUCUUAUGGAAUUCAACAGCAUGAUCAAUCGAUCGUUGAAACGAGAUGCUGAAUCCAGCAGGCGACAGUUGUAUAUCCGCACCUACGCAGUGACGCCGCUCAACGAGGAGUGCGGCAUCAUCGAGUGGGUAGACGGCCUGAAAACGCUGCGCGAUAUACUGCUCAACUUCUACCGUUCGCGCGGCAUAACCCCUAACUAUGGCAGCCUGCAGCAGAUGAUGAAGGAUGCGGUGACGAGUGACAAGAAUACCAGUAUUUUCUCGGAAGAUGUGCUUGGCAUGUUCCCGCCUGUACUCCCGAACUGGUUCAUUUCACAGUUCCCCAACCCAUCUGCCUGGUUUGGGGCAAGGCUCAGAUACACCAGAUCAUGCGCUGUCAUGUCGAUGGUUGGUACCAUCCUGGGACUGGGGGAUCGUCACGGUGAGAAUGUGCUUCUCGAAGAAGGCAAUGGUGGGGUCUUCCACGUCGACUUCAACUGUCUUUUUGACAAGGGCCUCACGUUCGCACAGCCUGAAAGGGUGCCCUUUCGCCUAACCCACAACAUGGUGGCUGCAAUGGGUAUCUACGGAUACGAAGGGCCGUUCAGGAAAUGCUCCGAGCUGACACUGAGCAUUCUGAGACAGCAGGAGGAGACGUUGAUGACGAUUCUGGAGGCGUUCAUAUACGACCCCACGCUGGACCUGCAGAAGGACAAGCGCAGGAAGAACGAGGCUGUUAGGCUCAAUCCUCAGAGCGUGGUGGACAGUAUCAAGAGGAAGGUUAGGGGUUUGCUGCCCGACGAAAGCAUACCCCUGGGUGUGGAAGGGCAGGUGGAUGAACUCAUCAAGCAGGCUGUCAACCCCAAGAACCUCUCGAGCAUGUACAUCGGGUGGUGUCCGUUCCUGUGA
Molecule: messenger RNA, 7380 nt
Organism: Anthostomella pinea
Lineage: Eukaryota; Fungi; Ascomycota; Sordariomycetes; Xylariales; Xylariaceae
Source: the annotation of a GenBank genome assembly